CACAGUAACUACAGCGAUGGUCGGCGUGACAACCAUGCGUCUCCUGCCCAUACUUGGAUUUAUGACGUUGACACUUGUGUCCGUUGGCAACGCUGAGAUUCUGCCCCAAGCUGGCUUCAAUGUUCAAGGGAUGGCUGGUCAGUGGUACUUAGUAGGGUUUGCCACUAAUGCCCCCUGGUUCGUUGCUCGGCGCAGCAUCAUGAAGAUGGGCAGUGUUACCAUGACACCCAGCAGUGAUGGAGGACUCACCAUUGACCACUCCAGCGUCAAUGCUGAUGGCUCCAGUUUCAAAAUUACCCACAAUGCCAGGCCUUCUACGUUGCCCGGGAGAUUCACCUUCAGGAGCGAGCGUACGGAGGGGGAGAACGACAUGCGUGUGGUGCAGGUGAACUACGGAGACUUUGCUCUCAUCCACACCAUCAAGAGCAGCGGGGGAGGCAGCACAGUCCUCAACAAACUAUACGGUAGAUCACCUGACCUGAGUCCUGAUGUUCUUCAGAAGUUCCGGAGUUUCUCAUUGGAGUGCGGCAUUCUCCCUGAAAACAUAGCCAUCCUACCCAAGAACUGAUCACCUGAGGGGUCGUCCACACACAUCAUCUUCCUUUUCUUUUCUUUUCUUUCUUUCU
This is a messenger RNA of Engraulis encrasicolus (European anchovy), 626 nucleotides long. Its product is annotated as lipocalin-like. The coding region runs from base 17 to 568 and encodes 183 amino acids. The record is from RefSeq and is a predicted model, not a curated record. Gene Ontology annotation, molecular function: small molecule binding. NCBI's taxonomy places the organism in Eukaryota, Metazoa, Chordata, Actinopteri, Clupeiformes, Engraulidae. The transcript has 6 exons.